Molecule: messenger RNA, 743 nt
Organism: Homarus americanus (American lobster)
Lineage: Eukaryota; Metazoa; Arthropoda; Malacostraca; Decapoda; Nephropidae
Exons: 2
Coding region: 148-621 (157 amino acids)
Source: RefSeq, a predicted model, not a curated record
ACGUAGAAUUAAUGGAUUAUGUCUACUUUAUCAUACAGAAGCUGCUAGUGGCCGUGGUGGUGGUGUUGGUGGCCGGUGGUCACGCUGACGUCCACUCCUCAGGUGGAGCCCAUCAUGGGUCAGUCUCAUCCAGACCUCAUAUAGGUCAUGGUAGCCAUGGUGUUCAUGGUAGCCGUGGUGUUGCUCAUGGUAGCCAUGGUGUUGCUCAUGGUAGCCAUGGUGUUGCUCACGGUAGCCAUGGUGUUGCUCAUGGUAGCCAUGGUGUUGCUCACGGUCACUCCACGGGACUUCAUGGGUCCUACACCCCUGCAAGGCCAGUUUAUGGUGCUCAUCAGUCCAGCUACACGUCCCAUACACCAAGCUAUGGUAGCCAUCAUGGGGGCCACCAUGGAAGCUACACUCCCCCUAGACCAACUUAUGGUGGUCACCACACAAGCUAUACGCCUCAUAGACCAACUUAUGGUGGUCACCAUACAAGCUAUACGCCUUAUCAACCAACCUAUGGUGUGUCUCAUGGUGUCCAUGGUGGGUCAUCUGUGGGCAGGCACGUCGCUCCCCACCGUUCAGCAGGAGGCCACGGUUAUGGCCAUUAACAUUCCUGAAACAUGCAACCCAAAGUGAGGAUGGCACAAGUACUUCAAGAACCUGCAAAUAUGGUUCUUGAACCGUAAACUGGUUUUAUUUAUUUAUUUAAAUUCCUACACAUUUGUAACUAAAUAUCCAAUAAAACCGUGAAAUAUGAA